AUGCCAAACCCACCAAACACCAAUCUCCGCGCCUUCAAUCUAGCCGUACAAACGCUCCUCAAAAGCCCCUCCCAGUUCCUCCCCCAUCUCACAAUCCCAACCAUAACGCAUCUCCCUGAACAAGUUGGUCCCUCAAUCGCCGCAAACCUCAACCUUCAAUCGGCAGAUGCAUCCAAAACCAAGUCACCCACUAUCCGUGCCCUCGUUCUUGACAAGGACAACACCAUCUGCCACCCCAAAACCACGACCUUCCCUCCGCAGAUCCUCGAUAAGCUGCAUGCCCUCCGCACCUCACACACCUCUCCCUUCAACCGCGAGCAACAUCCAGAUUCAAUCUUAAUUGUGUCUAAUCGUGCGGGUUCACACCCGCGCUAUGAUGCGGAGGUGCGCGAGCUUGAAGAGCGCCUGUCCGGACUACGAAUUUCCGUGUUUCGGUUGCCGGAGGGGAGUGAAAAGAAGCCGUUUUGUGGAGAAGAGGUGCUGGAGUGGUUCCGGGAGAGGGGCGUGGUGAAGGGCGCAGAUGAGAUUGCCGUCGUAGGGGACCGGUUGGGUACGGAUGUGUUGAUGGCGGCGCGGAUGGGCUCGUGGAGUGUUUGGUGUCGUGAUGGAGUUACCGAGGGCGUGGAUCCCAAGGACGUCCGGCCUGGGAUGAAUCUUCUUGAGAAAAUGGAGGUUUGGGUGGAGAGGUAUCUGAGGGAGUCGAAAGGAUUGAAGGCUCCUCCACCGAAUGGUUGGGACCGUCAAUAG
This is a messenger RNA of Aspergillus oryzae RIB40, 747 nucleotides long. RefSeq names its product phosphatidylglycerophosphatase. Gene Ontology annotation, molecular function: phosphatidylglycerophosphatase activity. Lineage: Eukaryota; Fungi; Ascomycota; Eurotiomycetes; Eurotiales; Aspergillaceae. The record is from RefSeq and is a predicted model, not a curated record. The coding region runs from base 1 to 747 and encodes 248 amino acids. The transcript has a single exon.